This is a messenger RNA of Morchella sextelata, 2847 nucleotides long. RefSeq lists its product as uncharacterized. Gene Ontology annotation, molecular function: ubiquitin protein ligase activity. The record is from RefSeq and is a predicted model, not a curated record. Bases 1 to 2847 code for a protein of 948 amino acids. NCBI's taxonomy places the organism in Eukaryota, Fungi, Ascomycota, Pezizomycetes, Pezizales, Morchellaceae. The transcript has 2 exons. Gene Ontology annotation, biological process: protein polyubiquitination.
AUGCCGGAGCACCCACCACCUCCUCCGCCGAUUCCGAUUCCGGGGAGGUCAUCGGAUGAAUCUGGCGGACCGGGGGGCCCAGUGCAGACACCUCCGGCCUUUUCUAAAUUCUCACCUAACACAGCGGCUGCAAUGAUGGCAUUUCCAGCACAUAGAGACCUUUCGGAUGCGGCGCCGCCGCGGAGGCCUUCGCUACCUAUACUAAGUCUUUCAGAGAGUUUUUCUUCUACAACUACACCUCCACCUAGGGACCGUCGCUCAAUGCAUGUACCCAUGGGGAAGGGUUCACUGUCUCCAGGGUCAAAUGGCGCCGAUAGACCUGAAACCGGGAGUCGGCAAAAUCCAGAAAGCACUCCUCACGAGGAACUUGUGAAGAAAUCGUUUAGACCAUUAGAGAAUUAUUUGACCACCACCUUUGGAAGUUGUGACUGUCUAAAUGCGAGCUUUCUGAAAAGGCGCAGCGAAGGCCUGGAGCCAAAGGCUCAAGAUAUCAGAUCUACCUCACCUAGAAGGUCUAAAUCCCCAGCGAAAUCGUCAAAGGAGAUCGAUAUACCUGUUACGAAUAAAAUUGGAGAGAAAGAAACAAUUUUAUUGCAACGAGGUAGAUUCCUAGGUAAAGAGUUAAAUUCCAGUAAAAAAGAAAAAGAAAAGACAAAAAGCGUACCCGAAACCAAGACCACCGUGAGAAGUCCUGGAAUUGAUUGGGAAAGUGUGGAUGAGCUUUACGACAUGGUAAUAAAUGUUGGUGCGGAUUACAGAGAUGAAAAAACCGACUCUAGGAGCUGGGAUAGCGAGCUUAGAAAAGAUAUGGAAGAUGCUAGGGCUCACAUUGGCAGAUCCCUGUUGAAAGCUACAGAAAGUCUUUUGAAACGGCCCGGAAGGCCAUUGAAGAAGCCUGAAGAUGUUAGGUUUCUACUUAUAAUCUUAGCAAACCCUCUUUUAUAUCCGGAGUCUUCUCGUCCGGUCUCCAAGGUCCAUGGUAUGUCUUCUUCCUCAGAUCUAAGAUCCCCCCUAAAUAGUAAGGAGGAACCCGCUCUUUCGCCGGCCAAGCUAAAAAGGCAAGCUUCCACUUCGUCCAACCGGAGUGGCAAUUCAGGUGGUCCUGGUCAUCAUUCCGGAAUUAUUAAACGUAUCAUGGGAUUGAUCGGAAACCUUGAUAAUACAAUCCAUCACUAUCUUGUCUCAUGGUUCACCCGAAUGCCGGAGGUUCAGUUUCGGCGAUUAGUGGAGUUAGUAGGAAGCUUCAUCACUUACCGACUCACGAGACAGCCCGCGAGAAAAAAAACACAACAGGCAACCGGAAUGAUGGGACAAAGAAUCAAGCAGUUGCCAUAUAACGACGAUUGGCAGAUAAAGUCAGCAGCAAAAGUCAUGGCAUUAUUUUUCUCGGCAAAUAAUAACACUGCUGGCCGUCGUGGCAUGGUCCAGAACAUCAAAGAUGACGAAGAAAACAUGAAUUCUGCAGUCAUGGCAAGGCGUGAAGCGAGACGGAGAGGCCAAAUUAUUCUUACUAGCGAGUUCUACAACAUGCUUCUUGAUUACCACGACUUGAUAGCUGAUUUCGAUGUCUGGGAGUCACGUUCUUCAAAGUUUUGCUUUUGUCAGUACUCGUUUUUGUUGUCUAUGGGAUCCAAGAUACAGAUCCUUGAGCACGACGCCAAGCGACAAAUGGAAGUUCAAGCUCGGCAGGCGUUUUUCAAUAGUAUAUCUACCAGAAGAGCAGUAAAUCAAUAUCUCGUAUUGAAGGUCCGGAGAGAGUGCUUGGUUGAAGAUAGUUUGAGAGGAAUAAGUGAGGGUGCAGGUGGCAUAGAUGAUAUCAAGAAAGGGUUAAGAAUUGAAUUUAUUGGGGAGGACGGUGUAGAUGCGGGUGGAUUAAAGAAAGAGUGGUUCUUGAUGGUUGCCCGGGAUGUUUUCGAUCCUAACUACGGUAUGUUUAUCUACGACGAGGACUCUGAGUACUGUUAUUUCAACCCACACUCUUUGGAAUCCUCUGAGGAGUAUUAUCUGGUUGGUAUGCUCUUGGGACUUGCAAUCUAUAAUUCCACAAUAUUGGACGUUGCUUUGCCGCCAUACGUCUUUAAGAAGCUUCUGCACCUGACAAACAAGCACCAACUGGCAACCUCCUCUGUUCGACCUCCUUUAGUUCAGACUUUGGAAGACCUGGCAGUCUUCCGACCGGCUUUGGCAAGCGGGUUGGGUAAGCUGCUGGAGUUCGAGGGUGAUGUCGAGGCAACCUUCUGCCGGGAUUUUGUUGCAGAGUCUGAGCGAUACGGCGAAGUGAUCGUUACACCUCUUUGCCCUGGCGGGGAGAAUAGACCAGUUACCAAUGCAAAUCGGAAAGAGUUUGUCGAUCUCUAUCUGAGAUGGAUCCUGGAUACCUCUGUAGCGAGGCAAUUCGAACCUUUCAAGCGUGGAUUUUACACGGUUUGCGGGGGUAAUGCAUUAUCUCUUUUCCGACCAGAGGAGAUUGAGCUCCUUAUACGAGGCUCUGAUGAGGCGCUCGAUGUCUCUGCGAUGAAGGCCGUUGCCGUAUAUGAUGGCUGGGGAAACGCGACGCCAGCAGAUAAUGAUCCUGUAGUCAGAUGGUUCUGGAGCUUCUUUGAGAGAAUCUCACCAAAGGAACAGAGGAUGCUACUGCACUUUAUCACUGGCAGUGACAGAAUACCAGCAAUGGGAGCAACGAGCUUGAUUAUCAAAGUGGGCUGUCUAGGGCAAGAUUGCAAUAGAUUCCCUGUGGCUAGGACUUGUUUUAACCAGAUUUGCCUCUGGAGAUAUAAACGGAGGGAGAAGCUUGAGAGCAUGCUUUGGCGUGCCGUCACAGAAAGCGAAGGCUUUGGACUGAAAUGA